CCAGCCGCGUCGAACUGGGGGUAGUGUCUGAUUCAUUUGUGUCACGCGACCACCGCUCAAAGAGCUGCGGCGCGUUUGACGGCUGGAAGAGCACCUAUCAAAGCUUGUGCUCUCCGCAGUGCGUUUCACACCGAGCCUCUGUGGCGCCUUUGACUCCUCGCCAAGCAGCAGGACAACCACCAUGGCGGAAGAGAAUCUCGUAACUAAGGAGGUCGAGGAGAGCCUCCGCAGACUCAAGUCGCUCUUAGACGACGGCAUCAUCACCGAGAGUGACUUUGAGGAGAAGAAGAAGCAGCUCCUACGUCUGCCACCCGCGAAGCGCGAGGCGCCGCCGGCCGACGCGGCCGCCACGCCGCCCAAGAAGAUGGCCAAGCCGCCGUCGGCCACGCCGCCGCCCGCGCAGCCGGCGAGCAUCGACCUCACGAACGACACCGAGGCCCCUCCGCCGGCGGCCGCCGCCCCACCGGUCGCGCCGCCGGCCGUCGCGCCGCCGGCCGUCGCGCCUCCGGCCGCCGCGCCGCCGGCCGCGCCGCCGGCGCCGGCGAUCGUGCAGCCGCCCAGAGGGAUCUCGACGAACCGGGCCGCCAUGGCCCGCUACAAUAGGCACGAGCGCGACCUGCUGCAGGCGAGGGACGACUGGGAGGCCUUCCUAUCGGCGGACAACGUGGACAGCGGCGACGACGACGCGUCGCCAAAGCAGCUGACCGGAUAUUUCCCUGCUUGGGAGAACGCCAAGUACCUGGAGCUGCUCAACAAGUACGGCGAGCCCAAGAAUGCGAACCCGGAGGCGUUGAGGGCUUUCUCGCAGGAGUUCUGUUAUCGAAAGAAGGCGUCGAUAACGUCGCACCCCAGCUAUUUCAACAAAGGCGCGUACGAUGCCUGGCGCGCCGCGAACGGCGGCAAGUGGGUCGGCUUCACGUGGACAGCCCCGAACGGACUGUGA
This is a messenger RNA of Pelagomonas calceolata, 943 nucleotides long. NCBI's taxonomy places the organism in Eukaryota, Pelagophyceae, Pelagomonadales, Pelagomonadaceae. The record is from the annotation of a GenBank genome assembly.